GCCAUAUUCCAGCGCAAUAAUGUAGGCAAGGGAAGGGAUUCAGAGAACACGGCUUCCAAGGAAGCAGCAGCCAAAUGGAGGGCGACACCGGCGGCGGCGUCAGGGUCGUCUCCCGGCGCAUGGUGAGACCGUUGACGACGCCGGACGGGAACGGCUACCAUCAUCCGAAGGAGGAGAUCGAGGUGAUCCAUCUGACGCCGUGGGACCUUCGCGUCAUCAGCAUCGACUACAUCCAGAAGGGCAUCCUCCUGCCCAAGCCUCCUUCUGGCGGCGAUCACCUCGUCAACGCCUUGGCGUCCUCCUUUGCGCGAGCACUGGGGCAGUUCUACCCGUUCGCCGGCCGGCUCGCCGCCAAGGAGCGCGGGGACGGAACUGUGACCCUGUCUUUGCUCUGCACCGGCGAAGGCGCCGAGUUCGUGCACGCCACAGCUCCUGGUGUCGCCGUCGCGGACAUCGUCUCCUCGCUCUAUACGCCGUUCGUGGUCUGGGCGUUCUAUUCCUACAAUGGGGUUCUCGGUGCGGAUGCCGCCGUCGAGCCCAUCCCUGUGCUGUCCGUGCAGGUCACCGAGCUCGCCGACGGUGUAUUCAUCGGCAUGUCGUUGAACCACACUGUCGGCGACGGCACAGCUUUCUGGCACUUCCUCAACACCUGGUCGGAGAUCAACCGCGGCGGUGUUAUCGGCGACGACCUGCGCGAGCUAUCCACGCCGGCGCCGGUGCUCCGGAGGUGGUUCAUCGAGACCAGCCCGGUCCCGAUCCCCAUGCCGUUCAGCAAGAUGGAGCACGCCGUUCGGCGGUUCGAGCGCACGGCGGUGCAGGAAUGCUUCUUCACCUUCUCCGCGGCGAGCGCCAAGAAGCUCAAGGCGCGGGCCAACGACGAGAUGGCCGGCACGGCCACCGCCACCAUCUCCUCGCUCCAGGCGGUCCUCGCGCACCUCUGGCGCGCCGUGUGCCGAGCCCGGCGACUCCCGCCGGAGCAGGGCACGUUCUACACCGUGGUCGUCGGAUGCCGGGGACGCGUGAACGGCAUACCGCCGGGCUACGUCGGCAACGCCAUGGUGUUCGGCAAGGCGGAGGCCACCGUCGGCGAGAUCGAGGAGAAGGGUCUGGGGUGGACGGCGUGGCUGCUGAACCGCGCCGUGGCGUCGUUCGACGAGGCGAGCAUGAGGGAGUCACUGGAGCGGUGGAUCCGGCAGCCGGACUUCACAUACAUGGGCAACCUGUCGUCCGGCGCCACGGCGCUAGUUACAGGGAGCUCGCCGCGAUUCGACGUGUUCGGAAAUGACUUCGGGUGGGGGAAGCCGGUGGCGGUCCGGAGCGGCUCAGGGAACAAGGCUGACGGCAAGGCGACGGUGUUUGAAGGGCCGGAGCGGGGAGGGAGCAUGUCGCUGGAGGUGUGCAUCGCGCCGGACGCGCUCGCGAGGCUCGUCGCCGACGAGGAGUUCAUGGACGCCGUGACCUUGCAGACGUGACGUUCACCGCGCAUUAACUACUUAAUUGACAAGCUGCCAUGUUCAUUGAGACCAUCUUUGUUUGUUGCAUCUUCCAUUCUCUACUACAGCUUGCAUUGGAGUCAAACAGUUUGAAAAUAUGAAAUUAAGGUCGUGUUUGAGAACGUGCCACAUCAACUACUGGUUUAAGUUACCAGGAAAUGUAGCAGAUCGAUUAACACAGCUCAGUAACCAGAAGCUUGGUGUAAAAGAGAUUUGCAUU
Molecule: messenger RNA, 1713 nt
Organism: Phragmites australis (common reed)
Lineage: Eukaryota; Viridiplantae; Streptophyta; Magnoliopsida; Poales; Poaceae
Exons: 1
Coding region: 75-1472 (465 amino acids)
Source: RefSeq, a predicted model, not a curated record